UUAAUCUUGAAAAGGAGGGGCCAGGGCACUGCACACAGCACAACACAUAGAUGAGACAGGAGAAGAGACCAUUUGAUGUCUCAGCUGGGUCAACAGGAGGAACUGAAGAGUACAAGCUGCAACAGGUUGAUCUUGGCUAAAUGCGAUCUCCGGCAACAGUGAGAACUAUGACUCCCCAACUCUACCUGUGCCUCCUGGUCCUGGGACACCUGGGCGUGGUGCUCUCUUGUCGGGUGGGGACGCUGGAGGAAUGCCAGGCAGCCCCGUUCGUCCCCGGGCACAACCUGGCGGGAGAGGGCUUUGACGUUGUGAAGCUCCAGCACAAAGGCGCAUACGUGAUCGACCUCCAGACCUUCCUGGACUCUAACAAAUCGUGCACCCUCUGUGAGAACCCGCUUCAUGGAGACGAGCUCCAGAAACUGCCGCUGUCCGUGCUGGACUGGCGCCCCUUCACCAGCUGCAGGCAGGAGCUGUCCAGCACUCUGCUCAAAACCGUCACCUCCGUGGCCGACAGCGCGACCGACCUCAUCGAGAACGACUGGACCGUGGGCCUCGGCCUCGGGGACAUCGCCGAUAUAACCAUUGGUGGCAGGCACUCCACCGCGGUCGAGUUCGCCAUUAAGGCCUCUGCGAGCGACAAGUCCGUCUUCACUUCUCACCAGCUCAGCUGUAGCCAAUACAGCUACCGUGUCUCAGGAAACCCGCCUCUCAGCCCAGAGUUCCAACAGCAGUUGCGCUCUCUCCCACAGGAGUACAGUCCGAACACACGCCACCUGUACAAACGAUUCAUCCACACCUACGGAACGCACUACAUCCAGCAGGUGCGCCUGGGCGGUCGUCUGAGGAGGCUCACCUCCAUCCGCACCUGCCUGGCUACCGUCAACGGCUACUCGGCCACCGAGGUGAAGGACUGCCUGAACACGGGCCUCUCUGUGGGGCUGGGCUAUCUGGAACCUUCCGCCACUACCAGCCAGUGCAGGACUCUGCUGGAGAACCAGGACAGCCAGACGGGCUCUCAGCAGUCAUACCUGAACCAUGUCACCGAGGUCUUGGGCGGAAACAAGUGGCUGGGAGAGGUGUCCCUCUUCAAGAAUGAAUUCUUCGACUUCCAAAAAUGGCACACCAGCCUCAAGGACCUCCCGGACAUUGUGUCGUACUCUCUGGUCCCCCUCCACGAGCUGAUUCCCAACCCUGUCGUCAGGGGGAACGUGAAUUCCGCGGUCAAUCAAUACCUGAAGGAGAACGCUAUCCCAAAAGACAAGUCCCCCAAACAGUGUGUUGGGCAGCCCAACCUUUCUGCUGACUGCUGCCCCCAAAACUUGAAGAGAGGCCGGCUGCAGGUGACCGUGAUCAAGGCCUGGGGGCUGCGUGGGGACCCGGUGGGGAAGACAGAAGCCUAUGUGAAGGUCUGGUAUGGACCCCACUUCCGCAAGACCAACUGGAUCAAUUCGCAGAACAACCCCUCCUGGAACCGGGACUAUGACUUGGGCCAUGUGGAGGCCGAUCACGAGCUGAAGAUGGAAGUGUGGGACAAGGAUGUGUCAUACGAUGACCACCUUGGCACCUGCCGUACGCAACUGCAGGAGGGCAGCCACACCCUCGGAUGCAAUCUGAGUAAAGGAAGGGGCUUCUCCUACUCCUACACUCUCACCUGCGACCCACAACUCAGCGGCUACCAGUGCGGCACGUACAAGCCUGCCUAACAGUACUGGGUCAGGGGACAACAGGCAGUACAAGCCUGCCCCCCCAGUGACGGGUCAGGAGACAACAGGCCAAAUUUAAAAAAAAGAAAAUUUGCACGCUGAUCUGGUCACAGAAAUACAAGAAAAUCUACCUGCUGUUAUCAUCAAUGAACAAGAAUGUAAUCCUCCAGAGCAAUGCCACUAUCACCAAUCUACUGCAAUGCAUGUUUUACAAUAAUCAGCACUUAUUGCUGUGUUAUCUUGAUUAAUGUAUUUAUCAUGAUGACUAUCACAUAUUGUGUGUACCCAGCCAAGUUCACAGUGACCUGAUGAUUUUCUGCUCCAAUGAUUUUCACUUUAUCAAUCCGCUAAAUAAACAAAUUGUAUAGCUGA
Conger conger (European conger) is the source of this 2075-nucleotide messenger RNA. Its product is annotated as perforin-1-like. NCBI's taxonomy places the organism in Eukaryota, Metazoa, Chordata, Actinopteri, Anguilliformes, Congridae. The transcript has 3 exons. The record is from RefSeq and is a predicted model, not a curated record. The coding region runs from base 141 to 1703 and encodes 520 amino acids.